AUGCGACAGAUCCACCAGGAUAAUGUGGUCCUGAAUACUGAGUUGCGAGGCAGCGCCGCCGCAAGCCGACGGGCUGCUCUCCACGCGCACACCAGCUCCUCUUCCCUCCCCGGCGGGCUCCGCUUAAAAGCGGCUCUCCUGCCCCACUUUCUGUCUUGCGCCUCGGCGAGCCAGGCCCGGGCGAGCUCUCCCUGCAGCGCCUGCGGCUCCCGCCUCCGCCCCGCGCGCGAGGAAGCCCUCCUCCCCGCCGACUGCGCACCGCGCGUGUCUCGCUCGCCGGACGAUUUCCCGCCUUCCGAGAGGAAAAUGAGGGGGCUCCUGUGGCCGUUGGCACUCGGCGGCUUCUGCCUGUUCUUGCUGCGCCUCCCCGGCGGCUCGGCUCAGCUGUUCGGGCGGCGCUACGACGACCGCUCGUGUCCCGAGCGCUGCGAUCGUGCGCGCUGCCCGGAGCUGCCCGCCGAGUGCGCGGGGAGCGGGGAGGCGCUCGACUCCUGCGGCUGCUGCCCGGUCUGCGCCGCGCAAGAGGGCGAGCCCUGCGGCGGGCCCCCGGCGGGGGAGCCGUCGUGUGCCGAGGGGCUGCUGUGCGUGCUGUCGCCCGGCGGCUCCGGCGUGGCGGCCUCGGCCACGGUGCGCAAGCGGGCCAAGGGCGGACGCUGCGUGUGCGCCAGCAACGAACCCGUAUGCGGCAACGAUGGACGGAGCUACAGCAACCUGUGCCAGCUGCGCGCCGCCAGCCGGCGCUCGGAGGGCCAGCGCCAGCCGCCUGUCAUUGCCAUCCAGAGGGGCGCCUGCGGCCAGGGUCAGGAAGAUCCCAAUAGCCUGCGGCAUAAAUACAACUUUAUUGCUGAUGUGGUGGAGAAGAUAGCACCGGCAGUUGUUCACAUUGAAUUGUUUCGCAAACUUCCUUUUUCAAAGAGGGAAGUUCCCGUUGCCAGUGGUUCUGGCUUUGUUGUUUCUGAAGAUGGCUUAAUAGUUACAAAUGCCCAUGUGGUUACGAACAAGAACAGAGUGAAAGUGGAGCUGAAGAAUGGUGUCACCUAUGAAGCUAAGAUUAAAGAUAUCGAUGAGAAAGCAGAUAUUGCACUAAUAAAAAUAGACACUCAGGGAAAGCUGCCAGUUCUUCUGCUUGGACGUUCAGCAGAGUUACGGCCUGGUGAAUUUGUGGUUGCAAUUGGAAGUCCAUUUUCUCUCCAAAACACAGUGACUACUGGCAUUGUUAGCACUACACAACGAGGAGGCAAAGAACUAGGGCUUAGGAACUCCGAUAUGGACUACAUCCAAACAGAUGCAAUAAUCAACUAUGGAAACUCUGGAGGACCUUUAGUAAACCUGGAUGGUGAAGUGAUUGGUAUUAAUACUUUGAAAGUCACUGCUGGGAUUUCCUUUGCAAUACCAUCGGACAAAAUUAAGAAAUUCCUCACUGAGUCACACGAUCGCCAAUCUAAAGGAAAAGCUGUAACUAAGAAGAAAUACAUUGGCAUACGAAUGAUGUCUCUCACUCCUAGUAAAGCUAGAGAACUGAAAGAACGCCAUGAAGACUUCCCUGACGUUAUUUCUGGAGCCUAUAUUAUUGAAGUAAUUCCAGAUACACCAGCUGAGGCUGGAGGGCUGAAAGAAAAUGAUGUGAUUAUAAGCAUCAAUGGACAGCCAAUAGUCUCAGCCAAUGAUGUCAGUGACAUUAUCAAAAAGGACAACUCACUCAGCAUGGUAGUACGUAGGGGUAAUGAAGACAUUAUCCUAACAGUGAUUCCUGAAGAAAUUGACCCUUAAUUAGAAACAUGAGCUGGACUUCAUGUUUUCUGUUAAGAGCAAGCAGUGGACUGUCUAUAUUAUCUCUGUGCUGGUACAGGAAACAUUAGACUUUGGAUCAAUAAUCCAGAUAAUCAGUGGAAUUCAUAAAGGUUUGAGACACAAAACCUAUGCAAUGUUCAAGAUGAACUUUCUGCUGUUCUUAAUAUAUGCUAUGUAUUAUCUAUCAGCUGCUCCAUCUGUUACUAUUAUUCAGUGGUCAACAUCUGCUCCCUUCUGUGCUGCAAACUUAUUAUGACUUUGAACCAAGACUUCUUGAAAGUAAAACCACCAUUCAAUCAUAUAUUUCAGCAUUUGGGUUUCUUUUUUUAGCUAACUUCUAUCUAGAAAUGCAGUUGUUAGUAAGUUAGAUAGCUAACAUGUUUGGAAAUAUUGACUUGUACACACACAACCAAAAACACCUUCCUUACGGAAUCCAUGUUGAUUUUUUAAUACUGUAUUUUCCUAGUUUAA
Varanus komodoensis (Komodo dragon) is the source of this 2262-nucleotide messenger RNA. It is a transcript of the gene HTRA1, whose product is annotated as HtrA serine peptidase 1. NCBI's taxonomy places the organism in Eukaryota, Metazoa, Chordata, Lepidosauria, Squamata, Varanidae. Gene Ontology annotation, biological process: proteolysis; positive regulation of apoptotic process; programmed cell death. The transcript has 10 exons. Gene Ontology annotation, molecular function: serine-type endopeptidase activity; protein binding. Bases 1 to 1770 code for a protein of 589 amino acids. The record is from RefSeq and is a predicted model, not a curated record. Gene Ontology annotation, cellular component: extracellular region.